GCACUGUAUACUCGUACAGGUUAAUAUCGAAACAAGUAUUUAAAUAGUGUUCACUAAACUCUAGAUACGAUUAACGAAGAAAGUGGUUAGAAGCCGCAACAAUGAGCGACGAUCAAGCAAAUGAACUGGCUGAAACAGUUGAGCUGUCUUCAAAUGAUAUUGAGAAGCAAGAAGAAGCAAAAUUGAGAGCAAAAUUUCCAAAUACUGGACGUCCAAUUAGUGGGCACUCUGCCUUUUUGCAGAAAAGGCUAGCUAAAGGGCAAAAAUAUUUUGAUUCUGGGGAUUAUCAGAUGGCAAAACAAAAAUAUAUGGCAAAACCAAAGCCAGCUGGUGUUUUGCCAACAGGUGAUGCUAUACCUACACCUGAAACUGUACCACAACGAAAAACAUCUAUUAUUCAACAAAAAUUUAAUACAAGUACUUCAUAAAAUUUCAUAAUAUUCUUAAAGUAUUAAAACUCCAGUGAUAUAAUGUGGUUAUAAUUCAAUCUGAAUUUUAAACAAUCUCUAUUUUGUGGAUGGUAUUAUUUAAAAAAAUUCAAAUUUCGUAAUGCUUCUUUAAUGCUUGUCCAAUGAUCAAUGCAUUUGUGCAGAAAUCUCAAGACCACAAUAAUAUAUAUAAUUUAUAGUGUACUGUGUGCUAUAGAAGCAUUUCUUGAGAUUUGUACUCGAUAAACUUUUAGCACUUGAAAGAAUUGCAACAGUUUGUGACAAUAUAUUAUGUUUAUUAAAAGUGAGAAUAUUAGUAUUAAAUAAGAUACACAUAUAUCGUUUUGUUAUUUGAGUUAUUUUUUAGAAACAGCAAUAAAUUUGCACUUUAGAUUCACAAACAUGAAAGUAGAAUUUCAAAAUUUAUUAUAAGGAUAAAUAAUAAAAGUUAAAUAAUUAGGGAUAAUACAGGAUAAAAAUAUAAUUAAUAGCAAAGGAGGAUGACAUGAAUAUAACCACUUGUAUAUGCAAUAGAGUUUCAGGAUAAGACAUUAUACAGAUCUGCAUUUCCAAAGUUGCUGUGAUGCGCUUAGUAAGACUAUUUUCUUAUAAGAUAUCAGAUUGUCAUAAGAAUCUGUAUGUAGCAUAAAUCAAUUUUAAAUAUAGCAGUUGUUUUGGUUAUUGUAAACUAUAUUAGUAAUAUAUUGCAAUUUGAACAUA
Messenger RNA from Osmia lignaria (orchard mason bee), 1148 nucleotides. It is a transcript of the gene endos, whose product is annotated as endosulfine alpha. Gene Ontology annotation, cellular component: cytoplasm. Lineage: Eukaryota; Metazoa; Arthropoda; Insecta; Hymenoptera; Megachilidae. Gene Ontology annotation, molecular function: protein phosphatase inhibitor activity. The record is from RefSeq and is a predicted model, not a curated record.